This is a messenger RNA of Colletotrichum navitas, 5044 nucleotides long. Its product is annotated as SNF2 family domain-containing protein. Gene Ontology annotation, molecular function: metal ion binding; ATP-dependent chromatin remodeler activity; ATP binding. Gene Ontology annotation, biological process: DNA damage response; protein polyubiquitination. Gene Ontology annotation, cellular component: nucleus. The coding region runs from base 380 to 4753 and encodes 1457 amino acids. NCBI's taxonomy places the organism in Eukaryota, Fungi, Ascomycota, Sordariomycetes, Glomerellales, Glomerellaceae. The record is from RefSeq and is a predicted model, not a curated record. The transcript is spliced from 4 exons.
GUGGUUAUUCUGCCAGGGGCGCCUCCGCUAAACUAGCAGCGCCCCGCCAUCUGUCGCGUCAACAAUUAGGCAACCCUGCAGGUAAAUGCGCCGUGACUUUUGCCUAUGAUUGCCUGCCUGCUUAAUGCUUAUCGAUUAAGCUAAGCUACCGCGGGGAACUUCCGUCCUUCCUUCUUUCCUUCCUUCCUUCCUCCCAAUCAUUUGCGCAUAUCAUGAUGCCCCUGCUUCCGGCCGCGUUAGUCGCAGAGAAAAUCAUUUUUCCAUCCUCCAGAGUCGUCCAACCGACCACUGUUGAACAUAGCAAUAAAUGUUCUCAGUAUCUGUACCGUCUUGAAGUCUGUUCAAGCAGUUGAAACAGUGCGCCUUAGAGUGGUCCACCAUGGGUCGCUCAAAGAGCAGGGCGCAACGCAGCAAGGCGAUUCCAGAAACCACCACAAUUGGUUUUCACAAACCUUGGCCCAUUGGGUUUAUUGACCAGCUGCACACCCUUCUAACCGACAGUGAAGACCAAUCUCAGGGCAAAGGUAUUGCUGAGCCACCGUCUAAGCGGGUCAAGCGAUAUGAUGGCGAUGCUGAGGCACUCCUGCUAGCCAAGGAGGAACUGGAACUUGUGCGGAAGUGCCCAGAGGGAGCAUUGGUUGACGGCCCCCAACGGGUUUGCCGUCGCAACAUCGGAUCCUACCUGCGUUUCUGGCUGAGCCAGUCUAAAGAAGUAAGAAUUACCGCCCGACCUCGGACUGAUGCCCUCCCCAUCAACGCUACAGUCGCAAUCCAGCCUAAUAUCAUGACCAAACGUCUGGCGGCAUGCCUGGAUGUUUUUGCAUGUCACUGGACCAAGGCCCUCGGAGAAGGGAAACUUUGGGUUUCCCUUGACGCCACUGCAAGUACCCAGGGUGGAUUUUAUAAGGUGUCAUUCUGCUUCAACCUAUACUGGAACGAAACCAAGACUCCUUACAGCCGGCUGCGAUCGUCAGUAGAGCGCAAACUGAGCCAGCGGGUUCUCGACGUAUUCUUACCUGAUGUAGCUUCCUCGUCCACCACCAACAGAGGACGAGAAAGUUGGUCUCUGCUGGACUUUUACGAGGCAGCUCAUGUUCCUGCCGCGGAUGACAAGACAGCUCUAUCGAUCGAGGUGCCAGAAUUGACUGCCUCUCUUUAUCCAUACCAAAAGAAGACGGUACAAUGGCUUCUCAAGCGGGAGGGUGUUUGUUGGAAUGGAUCUAACACUGGCUCUCUCCCUUCUAUCGAGGACUCGCCACCUCCGCGUGAAGUCGACGGCGCCCACAGCUUCCGCAAAAUCCGGGAUGAACUAGGAACCGGAAGGUCCUUCUACGUCAGCAAUCUGUAUCACGUCGUCACUACCGACCUUGGGCCUUUUCAACACGCGGAACAGUCUGUCAGAGGUGGCAUUCUAGCCGAAGAGAUGGGUCUCGGCAAGACGCUUGAAAUCAUUGGUCUCAUUGCCCUUCAUUGUCGACCGCCCACCGAUGAUGUCGUGCAUACAAAAGAAGGCGAGGAGCUCCUCACAACUGGUGCCACCCUAAUCGUCACUCCAGAUUCGUUGAAACAGCAAUGGAUCGAAGAACUUGAACGUCAUGCGCCUCAUCUACAGGUCAAAUACUACCCUGGACGCAAAAACGUCAAUUUCGACACUGAGGAGGAGCUUCGAGCAGAUUUGGCCUUCCAUGACGUUGUUAUCACGACUUACCCGGUCCUAUCAGCAGAGGUUCACUUCGCGGUGAAGGCACCUGAAAGAUCUCGACGCCAAGAGAGGAAGUACGAACGUGCGGGGUCACCCCUUACAAAGAUAUCAUGGUGGCGCGUCUGCCUUGACGAGGCACAGAUGAUUGAGAGCGGAGUCACUGGAGCAGCCGCCGUUGCCAGGCUUCUUCCUCGUAUCAAUGCUUGGGGCGUCACUGGAACGCCGGUGAAGAACGACGUCAAAGACUUGUAUGGCCUGCUCGACUUUUUGCGCUACGAACCCUACGCUUCGUCACCUCAAGUUUGGAGAUCCUUGACAGAGUCCCAAAAGCCCCUGUUCCGCUCUCUAUUCGGAAGUAUCGCUCUGCGUCAUACCAAGCAGCUGGUCAGGCACGAGAUUGUGGUGCCGCCGCAGAAGCGAUUCGUGAUAACUCUGCCGUUCACUGCCGUGGAGGAGCAGUACUACAGUGAGAUGUUCAAAAACAUGGCCCGACGUUGCGGCGUGGACAUUCUCGGCGCUCCUCUGCAGGCAGAUUGGGUGCCGGAGGAUUACGAAAAUGAGAUGCGGACUUGGCUCAACCGACUGAGACAAGCGGCCCUACAUCCUGAAAUCGUCCAGAGACGAGGGACCGGUCGCAAAGUUGGGCCUAUGCGCACUGUUGGAGAAGUCUUGGACGCAAUGAUCGAGCAAAGCGACAACGAUAUCAGAACCGAUCACAGGGCGUACUUGCAGGCUAGGCUCACGCAUGGGCAAAUGCUCGAGAAUGGACCUAGGGUGAAAGAGGCCCUCGAAAUAUGGGAAAGAGUGAAGAAAGAUGCUGCAGUCCUCGUCGUGGAGUGCCGACAAGAGCUGAAGGCGAUUCUGGACGAGGUAGUCACCAUGCGCAGGAGCACUACCUCCAGUCAUACGCAGGAAGCUGGAGGUGACGCUUCUGCUUCGAACGACAUUGACGAAGAUGGAGGGGAUGACGGGGCAAACAACGCUCGCGUCGGUGAGGCUCGGGCGAAGUUGCGCCAUGCUUUGGAGGUCCUGCACAAAGCCACCUUUUUCUGUGCCAAUGCUUUCUUCCAGAUCAAAUCUAAUACCGACAUGACUGAACCCGAUUCAGACCAGUUCAAGAAGCUACAGCAGUUAGAAGAUUCUGAAUACGGGAAGGCCCAAGAGAUUCGACGAGAAAUUCUCUCGGAGAGCCACGCCAGGGCAAUGUCACUGAUUAACAGACUGGAACGGCAAGCCCAGAGCCAGUCGUUUGUUGAGAUACCAGAACUUGUCUUUGAAGAGAUGAGAGGCCUAGAAAGCGGACCAACGCUUGAAAUGCUUGAAGAGCUCUACGCCAUUCUGAAUGAACAGGCAAACCGUAUUGAUGAGUGGAGAGAAGCUGUUAUCAAGCUGCUCUGCCAGCCACUUAUUGACGAAGAAGCGGAAGCAGAGAUCACUGGCGAGGAAUUCACGGAUUCGACCAGGAUCCAGGAGGAACUCAUUGUCUAUGUGCAAAUCUUGCGUGCCGCCAUCGCCGAUCGCCAGGAAGCCAUCUCAGGCCUUGGUAAUGCGCUCGUCAAACACGAGAUGAGAGUCUCGCUUGCUGCCGCUGAGGAUGGUGACGGCCCAGCCCCAGAGAAACUCCUUGCUCUUUAUCGUCUUAGGGACGAGGUGAAGCCCUUGCCGGACAAGCAUGGCUCCCUUCGCCGCGUCAUUGCCGAUCUUCGAGCCAUCGCUUCGCGACUGCCAAAAGACGGCACUGGCGGUCGAGCAGACACCGAGCGUGAGAUUGUGUACCGGCAGAUCAGAGCCACUCAAGCAUACAUAACCUCUCAGACAAAGACUGCAACGGCGCUUGAACGCGAAGUUGACCGAUUUACGAAUGCCAUGAACGCCAGGGUCGAGUAUUAUCGGCAGCUGCAAGCUGUUUCCGAUAGCGUCGCUCCUUACGAGGGCCCGAAUGACGAUAAGGCCAUAGCGGCCUGUGUAGUGAAUGAGGAGAGACACCAUAAUAAGCUUGACUCGGCUAGGGCGAAGCAUCGCUACUUGCUCAAUCUCAAAAGCGAAGGCGGCCAGUCCAACGAGCCUCGAUGGUGCAUCAUUUGUCAGGCAUACUUCACGACAGGUAUACUAACGAUUUGUGGCCACGAGUUCUGCAGAGAUUGCCUGAAGCAAUGGUAUCGAGCACACCAUAACUGUCCCAUGUGCAAAAGGACGCUCCGGCUUACUGAGCUGCAUGAUAUUACUCUGAAACCCAGAGAGCUGAAAAUGCACGAAGACACAGCAACUGGCCCAUUGCCUGAAGUGAAGAAAAACCAAGCCGCCAAGGCGAGUGGUAUCUACUCCCACUUCAGCUCCGAAAAGCUUGCUCAGAUCAACGACGUUGAACUGGGCUCCUUGUCCUUCGGAACAAAGGUUGACACACUCGUACGGCAUGUUCUCUGGUUGAGGGAAUCGGACCCCGGUGCCAAGUCUAUUGUUUUCACCCAGUACAAGAGCUUUCUUGAAAUUCUAGGCGCAGCAUUUGAUCGCUACAAGAUUGGGUUUUCCACUAUUGACCGGCCCAAGGGGAUCACGAGAUUCAAAGAGGAUCCCGGUGUUGAGUGCUUCAUGCUCCAUGGGCGGGCCAAUUCAAGUGGUCUCAAUCUUGUCAAUGCCAGCCACGUCUUUCUGUGCGAGCCGCUGCUGAAUACGGCGCUCGAGCUGCAAGCGAUUGCUCGAGUCGACCGAAUUGGCCAGAAGAACGAGACCACCGUAUGGCUUUAUCUUAUUGAGGGUUCGGUAGAAGAGUCCAUCUACAACUUGUCAGUGAAGCGACGCAUGGAACACAUGGGCCAAAGUUCCAAAGGAAAGUCGAAAGUGUCCACCCCGGAGGUUCAGGAGCCCACUCUGGAGGCUGCCAACACCCUCGAGCUGGAGCAGGCUUCUCUGAACCGCCUAAUGAGCAGAGACAAGAACGCAGGCGAAGCGGUCGCGGCGGAGGACCUAUGGGAAUGCCUGUUUGGACAGGUGUCGCGACGAAUCACUUCAGGUGUCACGGAUUCAAUCACUCGAGAUGAGGAUGAACUAUGAGGCCACUUUUGAGCAUGAUCAUAAGAGGGCGGAAAACAUUCAGUCGAGUCUUCUUGAAAACCAUGCGCUGGCGCAAGAUAUGGGGUGUUUGGAAGGAUCGAUUUUUGGAACGCAAAGGCAUCGGCAACAUUUACGUAUAGGUUCCGUGUGUUCGGGCAUAGACAUGAUAAAUCACGAUUUUAGCGAGCACAACAGGCCAGAGGUUAAACGACUGGUUUCUUGAAGAUUACUAGGUCGUCAGCCUCUGGUAAAUACACAUCAAGAAAGAGAUCAAUUUUUGAUUAUUCGCCG